Molecule: messenger RNA, 1827 nt
Organism: Rosa rugosa (rugosa rose)
Lineage: Eukaryota; Viridiplantae; Streptophyta; Magnoliopsida; Rosales; Rosaceae
Product: alcohol acyltransferase 9
Exons: 2
Coding region: 236-1615 (459 amino acids)
Molecular function (GO): acyltransferase activity, transferring groups other than amino-acyl groups
Source: RefSeq, a predicted model, not a curated record
CGCGCCCUCUUCCUAUCUUCACCCAAUAAAGGAAUCUCAUAGUACCAUCCCCAUAUCCAACCGUAGAUAUUGUUUCUCCACUCUACUUAGCCAGCCAGCUCCUCGUCAGUACUUACCUUGUCUUUCAACCAAUACCUCUCUCCCCUUCUCUCUUUCUCUGCUUCACAUCUUCAAGCUUUCAACAACACCACCGUCGUUCAAGAUAGGCAGAGAGGUCGAUAUAUAGAAAGUAAGGAUGUUAACAGCUCCAUAUGAACUGCCGGAUUGUUUAUAUGCAACACAACCAACACUAAUCCGCCCAAACACGCCAACUCCCAAGCAUUGCCUCCCUCUCUCCAAUCUCGAUGACCAGAAGUUUCUCCGAUUCUCGAUCAAAUAUCUCUACCUCUUCAAAACUUCUGUCAACUUAGACGCCAUGAAAUAUGCCCUCUCUAAACUCCUGGUCCUCUACUACCCAUUGGCCGGGAGGUUGAGGACCAGCCCUGACCAUGAUCAGAAGCUCGAGGUCGACUGCAAUGGAGAGGGUGCUGUCUUUGCUGAGGCCUUCAUGGAUAUCACUGCUGACCAGUUUCUUCAGCUUUCAGAGAAGCCAAACAGGUCUUGGAAGAAACUCUUGUACAAGGUCGAAGGAGCUCUCACUUUCUUGGAUGUUCCUCCUCUUGUUGUUCAGGUCACGAAUCUCCGCUUUGGUGGUAUGAUCCUCUGCACCGCAAUCAAUCACUGCUUAUGCGACGGCAUUGGCACGUCACAGUUUUUACAAGCCUGGGCCCACCUAACAGCCAAACCAGAUCUUGCUCCACCAAUCUCACCCGUCCAUUCUCGCCACGUGCUGAAAUCCCGUACUCCUCCAAAGGUAACCUUCCCUCACCCCCAGUUUACCAUGAAUAGGGACAAGAGCCACGUGGACGUCCUGAGAUUCCUCCAAUCUCAGCCGCUCGUCCCCACAUCCUUAACCUUCACCCACUCUCAUAUCCUUCACCUCAAGCGCCAGUGCGUACCCUCGCUAAAAUGCACAGCUUUCGAAGCCCUAGCCUCGCACACGUGGCGCUCCUGGGUUAGGUCCUUGGAUCUGUCACCCUCCCUCAACAUAAAGCUCCUCUUCUCGGUUAACGUCCGGCGAAGGCUAAAUCCGGAAAUUCCACCAGCUUAUUACGGUAACGGCUUCGUGCUAGGAUGCGCACAAACCACCGUGGAGGACCUGGUCUCUGCUAACCUGCAGCACGGCGUGAAGUUGGUCCAACAAGCCAAGGCAGAGCUUAGUGACGAUUACGUGAGGUCUAUGGUUGAUUUGUUGGAGGACAAAACGGUAAAAACGGAUCUGUCGACGAGUUUGGUUAUAUCACAGUGGGCUAAGCUAGGGUUAGAGGAGUUGGAUUUUGGAGAUGGAAAGGCGCUGCACAUGGGUCCGGUAACAAGUGAUGUUUACUGCCUGUUUUUACCGGUUAUCGGAGAUUCAGGUGCGGUGAGAGUGCUGGUGUCGGUGCCGGAGAGAGUGGCGGAGAAAUUUGGAUAUUGCAUGACUGAGUUUUUGGACAAAGAGGUGAUCAACAAUGGAGAUGAACAUCAUGCUAUUAAUGGUUAUCAUGCAGCAGACAAUGGAAUUAUGGAAUAUUAAGUACUGUUUGAUGAAUUCUUUUUUUUUUUUUCUUUUUCUUUUUUCAUUUUCUGUUUCACUGCUCCCAGCCAAUAUAUAUAGGUAUCAUAAUGGGAGCAGCUCACUGUGACCGGAGUUCUUAUUAUUGUAACCUAAUGACUGACAAGUUUUGAAUUUAUUUGUUAAUUUUCAUGGAUUAAUCUAAUUAAAACUGACUUAAAUUGAUUAUGAAU